AUGUAAUCUGGUAUUUCAAAUAACGCAAAGAAAUCAAAUUCUCAGAUAGAGGACAAAACUUUACCUACUUUGAAUGCUGCUAACACUACUUAACACAAUCUACAUAUAUAGAUACUAAGUUGGAGAUAACACUGGCAACCUAUAAUUUAAAAAUCAUAGUUGCAGAAUUAGAUGCAUAACAUGGAGUAUAAAUGAUAUAAUUUUAGCUACUUGUGUGGGUAAGAUAGUUUGAUAUCCUUAUGGAAAGUAAGUGCAGACACAACAGGACAAGAAAUGCUUGAUACACAUGCUAAGAAAAUGUCCCAAAGUUAAGUGUUUCAUUAACUUUUCAGACUAAAAUACUUUUUGUCGUGGUAGAGGAUCGUCAUUUUGGGUAGAGUUCAUUUGCCAAUAAUCAACAAAAAUUAAAGAAAUGUAAAAAAUUACCUUAACUUAAAUCUGUUUCUCAAGCAGUUCCAAACCAAAAUUUUCUGGUGUAAUAGAAAAAAUGAAGAUCAAUGCCGAUGA
Paramecium octaurelia is the source of this 507-nucleotide messenger RNA. NCBI's taxonomy places the organism in Eukaryota, Ciliophora, Oligohymenophorea, Peniculida, Parameciidae. The record is from the annotation of a GenBank genome assembly.